CAGCAGAUGGGGGGACGUCCUGUAGCAAGCAGGCCGAUUCGGACCUGGCCCAUACUGGCAUCACACAGCCCACUCCUCUUCCUCUCACAAACACUCGCGACGUCUGGCUCCCCUGCCGACCCACACCAAAAGCCAACGGGGCCGAGCGAAGACGACGCUGCGUGCCAGCGGGCGAUCGGAGAUGGCGUGCUACGCCGCCCUCCUGCACCAGCCGCUCGCCUCCUCGCUCUCCCUGUGCUCCUCCUCACGUCGCCCCGGCGCCGGAGCCCCGCGCCUCCAGCGCGCAACCCGUUCUAUCUCUUCCGCUCCCGCCCGCGUCCUGGCCCGCGCCAGGAUCUCCCCGCGCUGCUCCUACUCUGUCGGCGCUGUGGAGCCGCCCGCGGCGGCGCUUCGGCGGGUCCUGGAGACGCCGGGCGCUCACCAGGCGCCCGCCUGCUACGACGCACUCAGCGCCCGUCUUGUUGAGCGAGCCGGGUUCAGGGCCUGCUUCACGAGCGGCUUCUCAAUCUCUGCUGCACGACUUGGAUUACCGGAUGUUGGUCUCAUCUCUUAUGGGGAAAUGAUUGACCAAGGGCGCCUAAUCACUGAAGCAGUAUCAAUCCCUGUGAUUGGUGAUGCUGACAAUGGUUAUGGAAACUGUAUGAAUGUGAAGAGGACAGUUAGGGGAUUUAUUAAUGCUGGUUUUGCUGGAAUUAUUCUUGAAGAUCAGGUGUCACCAAAAGCAUGUGGACAUACACAAGGAAGGAAGGUUGUCUCGAGGGAGGAAGCAAUUAUGCACAUAAAAGCUGCUGUAGAUGCCAGGAAUGAGAGUGGCUCCGACAUAGUUAUUGUAGCAAGGACAGAUUCUCGUCAAGCUUUGUCUCUCGAUGAAGCAUUGUUGCGAGUACGUGCCUUUGCUGACGCUGGAGCAGAUGUUUUAUUUAUUGAUGCCCUUGCUUCAAGAGAAGAGAUGAAGGCGUUUUGUGCUAUUGCACCUGGAGUUCCAAAAAUGGCCAACAUGUUAGAAGGUGGUGGUAAAACUCCUAUACUGGGCCCUGUUGAACUUGAAGAAAUAGGUUAUAAAAUCAUAGCCUACCCGUUAUCUCUAAUCGGGGUAUCAAUGCGUGCAAUGGAGGAUGCUCUUGUUGCUAUAAAGGGUGGUCGCAUACCUCCUCCAGGCAGCUUACCAUCAUUUGAAGAGAUCAAAGAUACACUGGGGUUUAGCCACUACUAUGAGGAAGAAAACCAAUAUGUUGUGACACCAGCCCAAUCGUACAGGAGUGGUUAUUAUGAUUAUACAAGUGAACCAAGCAGUUCAGGAGAAUCCAAGUCCAGGACUGAAAAGCCACAAGAACCUGUUGUUGACAUAUUGCCUCAGGUAUAUGAUGUUGGUUCCACUGGUGGCAGAGGACCUUCUACUGGGAUGUGGUCACGUACACUGCGGUUAAAGAUUACAGGCAGAGACGGAGUUCAGAAAUUUGAUGCUAGAAUACCUGCCGGAUUCUUAGAAGGGAUGACAAAAAUUAUUCCAGGCUUGGCUGGAGCUAAUAUCAUGGAAAGGCUUCGGAAUGCGCCUAUUGACAUGGAAAACCCCCAGAACGGUCAGAUACUGCUUGAUGUUGAGGACACUGUUGGAGAUAGGAUCCAGGUGUUCAUUGGACUCUGAAUUCUGAUGAAUCUUGGGAGCAGUGAAGGUCAACGGCCGACACAUACCUGAAUUUCGCAAGAUCCCAUUAUUCGGUAUGUUUCUGUAUGUUGCAUACGCAAUAUACCUAAGAUACACUCUUAAAAUACAAA
Phragmites australis (common reed) is the source of this 1776-nucleotide messenger RNA. RefSeq lists its product as uncharacterized. Lineage: Eukaryota; Viridiplantae; Streptophyta; Magnoliopsida; Poales; Poaceae. The transcript has 9 exons. The record is from RefSeq and is a predicted model, not a curated record. Bases 182 to 1645 code for a protein of 487 amino acids. Gene Ontology annotation, molecular function: catalytic activity.